Molecule: messenger RNA, 339 nt
Organism: Aspergillus homomorphus CBS 101889
Lineage: Eukaryota; Fungi; Ascomycota; Eurotiomycetes; Eurotiales; Aspergillaceae
Product: NAD(P)-binding protein
Exons: 4
Coding region: 1-339 (112 amino acids)
Cellular component (GO): cytosol
Molecular function (GO): oxidoreductase activity
Source: RefSeq, a predicted model, not a curated record
AUGUCUCUGCAAGGACUCAAUGUUCUUAUCCUAGUACAGCCGCAGACCGGCGCCUCGAUGGGUUUCGGCGAGGCCAUCGCCAACUCCGUCGCACAGCAGGGUGCAACUUAUCUGAUUCUAUUUGCCCGCUCCGGAGAUAAAGUGCAAGCUCUUGCGGUAGAGAUCCAAGAACAACACCCCAGUUCGAGGAUAAUCCGCGAAGCAGUCGACAACCAAUCUUACGAAGCCGUCAACGCAACCGUGCAAUCCAGCACCAAGGCGCUCGGGCAAAUCGACAUUCUGAUCAACAAUGCCGACCUCACCCUAGGCGCGCCCGCGCGCGCAUUCCCGACAUCCUGA